This is a messenger RNA of Amoebophrya sp. A25, 3413 nucleotides long. Lineage: Eukaryota; Dinophyceae; Syndiniales; Amoebophryaceae. The record is from the annotation of a GenBank genome assembly.
CUAAUUUAUAUGCUUAGCACAUUGAUGAAAAAAGCAAAUACAACAAGCGAUAUUGUAUUCGCAGCAGCAUUACUACUAGCAACAGGCAAAGUCGAGCGUUGAUAUGAUAGCGAGCGAACAGAAACAGAAAGGGCAGGAUUAUCUACUUCAAAGCAUAAGCAUAAGGAUAAAUUCACAUAGUUCGCGUAUUUCAUCUAUUACGCCCUUAAGGUAGUCUGCGCUGAACUUUGUUCGAGAGUAUUGAUAUUGUAUCAAAAAAAGCUCUACCAAAACAUGUUCAACCGCGGACCAGGAGGCGGAGGGGAUGGCGGCUUCUUCGCCAAUUUUUUUGGCGGCCCCAUGGUCAACCCGAAUCAAAGGUAAAUAAAGAUGGGAUCUAUCAUAGUAAUUUUUCAACAUCUUCUAUUUGAUGUAUCAUCGUCGUAGAUGAGAUUUCUUACGAUCAGCAGGACAUCAUUUGUCAAUCUCCAUAGUUACUAAAAACUACAUGCGCACAUCUCCAUACUUACUAAAAACUACAUGCGCACAUCCAUCACCCACCCACCGACCCAAACAGGUUCGACCACCAGUAUUCCUGCUACCCCGUCUCCUUCCUUGGACGUGAGGAUGCAGAGUCCGGCAACAAGAUCAUGCUUCCACCUAGUGCUCUCGAUUCGUUAGCGAGAUCGAACAUUCAGUAUCCUAUGCUCUUCGAAAUUUCCAACGGCAGCUCUCAAAGAACCCAUUGUGGCGUGUUGGAGUUUGUGGCAGAAGAAGGCACUUGCUACAUCCCAUACUGGAUGAUGCAGAAUCUACUGCUUUCGGAGUUAUGUUGAGGUUCUUGAAGUUCUUGAGCAGGUUGUUUGUUUCUAGAGGUAGCGCUAUGUUGAGUGGUCAGGUUGUUUGUUUCUAGAGGUAGCGCUAUGUUAAGUGGUUGAAGUUAUUUCGGCUAUGUGCGCCACGAAGGCUUUUAGCGACAUCUUCGGGAUGAAUCAGUAUCAUCUUCCACCUUUUUCAUAAUUUAACAAGAUCUUCCAUACUGAUAACAGAGUAGUGUAUAGCACGCAUGGUGCAUGCAGUAGCAUGGAGUGCAUGGGGCGCAGAGCUUUAAGGGGCGCAAGACGCUCCCCCUUUAGCUCCAUGCUACUCCAUGUGAUCCAUGCACUCCAUGCCAUGCGAGCUGUGAAACCUGGUGUAUAAGUUGCUCUGUGAUGAUUGUCCUCUCUAAUAUCCGGCGAUCUAGUCCGGAUCAUGAACACUUCACUGCCGAAAGGCAGUUACGUGAAGCUGCGACCCGUAAGCUCAGACUUUUUGAACAUCCACAACCCGAGAGCAGUCCUAGAGAGUUGUCUACGGAACUUCGCAACUCUGACAGUUGGUGAUUGUGUGGCGAUCAUGUACAACAACAAGCGCUACGAAAUCGAGGUAAUGGAAUGCAAGCCAGCAAAUGCCAUUUGCAUCAUUGAGACCGAUGUCAACGUCGACUUUGCGCCACCAUUAAGGCUUACAGCUCGAAAACCCUAAUUCAUCUUUUUAGAAAGUACGCAUCUACUUUGACCCUUUUUUAUGGGGACAUGAAGCCGAACAUGACUCUGAAAAUGAAUUUGGGGUGGCAGAUCUAAGACCAAGGGACUUCAAUGAGCAACAGCAGCAAGGAGGAGCGCCAUUAGGAAUACCAGGAGGCGGUCAUGGGGCAAUGUCCUCAGCUUCAUCAGCUUCGUCGUCAGUUAAUGACCCAUUGAAUUUCGGGAAUAGAGGAGCAGAUGGUUAUGGGCAUGUUUCAAGUCCAUUUUUUACUGAAAUUCCAAAUCCAUUUUUUUCGAAAUUACAAGUCGAGGAGCUUGUUCUUACCAUUCGCUGUACAACAGCGUAGCCCUAUACGGAAACGUAAAAAGCGUAAAAGAUUUUUAUGCGGGAGUACUUUUUACUGGUGUUUCAUCUUGUUGCCUUAUUUUAUAGCUAAAAAUGACUAUCUCUAUCUAAGAUGUUUAUCUCGCAUUUGCCUUCUCUAAUUUCCUCUAGUCGACCUCACCCGCGAUGGCGCAGCAAGCUCGAAUCCGCCAGGCAGUCCAGACAAGUUCGAUGCUGAGAGUAUCCAUUCUAGCGCUAGUUCCCGCAUAUUUGGCGGUGCAGGGUUGCGGUUAGACGGGAAAGCGCCUAAGCUUGCGUCAGAGGUCGGCACGCCACGCAAUGGAGGGGCUAAUGUUAUGAACAUGAUAUUACAUUGUCUUUAUAAGGUUGAGGCUUAGGUCCAGCGGCGCUCAAAGCACUAAAUAGAACAGCCGGUUAGUUUUUACCUCUAGAUAUUUAGCCCUUCCAACAAUACACUGUCUUUCUCCGAUAAUCAUUUAAGAAUUUGACCACAUUUUAGAGUCGUAUACUGAACAACAGAGGCUGAGGCUCAUCCUAUUACUUCCUGGUUUCUUGUUUUCGACUUUCGAUUUAGAAUUCUAGAUCUAGUCUAGUAGACCUCCUCCUGCUGCUCCUGCAUUCACUGCUUCUAACAUCCGCAACGGCAGUGACACAGACGAAGAACCAUGGAAGAGUAAACGCAUUCCAGGCGGCGUGCGUCGACAGCCGCCGUACGGCUACAACACUGGGAAUAUGAGUGCGAAAGAAGCAUACGCACUACCAAGUGCAACGGGCAAACUUAUGGUCGUACUAGUUAGCUUUUUUUUUUUCGGACUUUAUCCGGGAUCUUGGAGCUUUCUCACAAGGGGAAAGAAACAACUCCAACAUGGAUUGGGGUGAGCUCUAAGAAACGGCAAAAACAAGACGAGCCAGCGGGUGGCCCUGCACUGUUCAAGGGGUCGGGGAAGACGCUGGAAGACUGAUGGAUGACAUGACUGGCGUCGAUACACAUACUCACACCAUGGUGACUGAAGUCGGUCGUUGAGUUUAGCAUUGUACCCACAGACAGCACUCGUAGUUCGUCCUUUUAUCAGUUUAUACAAAUACAACCCCGAUCAUGAACAAAAAUGUUUUGUCCCGAACCAAGAGACUAGUGGAGGUAGUGAGUGGUGAAUUCGUCGCGUUGCGGUAAGGAAUUAGACCAUAGUACUAGCACUGAGACUGAGUUUAAGAAGGAGCACCCACUCUAAUAGGUUCAAUUCAUUUUUAGAUUUACAAGAAAAGUUGCUCUGAUUAAAGACGGUCGCUUUCUGUCUUCUAUUCCCGUUCCGUGAGAUCGAUGGCUGACCACUGACUGCCUCUGAUAGGAGAUUUGCGCUGUGUGAAGUAGUGUUUGCAAGAAUUGCAGAAGGUAAAAAUGGACCACGCUUGCGAACAAGUUCAACAAACCAGGAGCCGAAAGCAACCCGAAGAACCUGAUGAUUUUUUGAAUCAGAAAUGAUAAUGAUCCUCCCUAGUGGAAACCAGAUGAACUAAAUCAAACCACGUCGUCCACGUUGACGCGGCUGGAAUGCCUGUUGUAC